Molecule: messenger RNA, 1575 nt
Organism: Oldenlandia corymbosa var. corymbosa
Lineage: Eukaryota; Viridiplantae; Streptophyta; Magnoliopsida; Gentianales; Rubiaceae
Source: the annotation of a GenBank genome assembly
GAAUUUUAUCUAGUUGGGACGCGUGUUAUACAACCUAAUUUGUAAGGUGUACCUAGGAGCUGAUUAUUAUAAUUGAUGAAUAUGCAAACUAAAGGCUGCAGGAAGUGUGCAGUAUCCAGAAAGUCAUCCCUUGUGUUAGAUUUUAGAUGACUUGAUGUAGUAGGGACGAAGGCUGCUUCAAGAAAAGCCUUAUAUUAUUCAACAUUAAACCAAACUCCAAAACUUGCAAAUUUUACUAUUCUUCUGUCCAAAUACUCAAAAUCUUAUUAACUUGUUUAUUCUUAUCAUUGCUUCUGAAUCAUAUUCAUCCCUUUGUGUAAUUACCAAUCUUGUACAGUAAAUUCUUGUUGGGUUUCAAAUAUCAAUGCUGCAUCUCCUCAAAAAACAAGCCUUUUAGCUUUCGAGUUGAUUUGUGAUUGUUUGAUGAUGAGCAAGGAAGAACAGCAUCAGCAACUGGAGUAUCCACAGUAUCAUUUUGGUGCUCCGAAUUCUCUCUCGUCCAGCUCCAGCUCCAGCUUGAAUAGCAGCUCACACAAUAAUGAUGAGGAUGAUGACACAGAGGAUGAUCAUGCUAUUGCCAAGAUUUUGGCUGCGGAUGAGACUUCAGUGAAUGGGCCGCAUACGCUUGGCAGGAGACUUUCACACUUGGACUCGAUUCCUCACACUCCCAGGGUUAUCACUGAAAUUCCUGAUGCCAAUGAUGCAACAUUUGACCAUGAGAGGCUUUCUGAGAGGUUGGCAACUUAUGGUUUGGCUGAAUUGCAAAUUGAGGGUGAUGGGAAUUGCCAGUUUCGAGCACUUGCUGACCAGUUAUUUCGGAACCCAGAUUAUCAUAAGUAUGUGAGAAAGAAGGUGGUCAAGCAGCUAAAACGUUUCAGGAAGUUGUAUGAAAGUUAUGUCCCCAUGCGGUACAAAGAUUAUCUGAAGAAAAUGAAGAAAUUGGGAGAGUGGGGAGAUCAUGUCACCUUACAAGCCGCUGCAGACCAGUUUGAAGCAAAGAUUUGUUUGGUCACCUCUUUCCGUGAUUCUGGCUAUAUCGAGAUCCUUCCUAAGGACAAGCAUCCUUCCAGAGAGAUAUGGCUAAGCUUUUGGAGCGAAGUACACUACAACUCCUUAUAUGAAACUGGAGGAGUACCAAGUCGAGCGCCGCGAAAGAGGCACUGGCUUUUCUAGAGUCUGCGACAUAGCAGUUUGUACAUUUCACUAACAAUGUAUAUUUAUUACGCACUGCUUCAAAUGAUUAAAUAGUUGGGCUACAUUUACAAAUUGGUGCCUUGUAUGUGUACAGAACGACCGUGUGAAAUGCUGGAUGAUAUCUGGUCAUCUCAUAUAAAUGAAAUCACUGGAUAAAGUUGCACUCUUUACUCAAAUCUGCACAUAAUCAAGUUUUGCCUUCCAUGUAAAGGUUGAAUAGUUUAUUUUGUGCUUGACUUUGCAUGCAUUUCAAAUCCCUUUUCCAAGUUUGAGAUGGAAAAAUUGUAUUUCUUCGUAAAGGCUAGAACUAAAAUGAUUUUAGCGACUGGUUAAAUAACGAUUGGAAUUGUUCCAUUUAUUCAUCUUUUUUUUUUUGCAUAG